This is a messenger RNA of Tupaia belangeri chinensis (Chinese tree shrew), 1493 nucleotides long. RefSeq names its product methyl-CpG binding protein 2 (gene MECP2). Gene Ontology annotation, molecular function: methyl-CpG binding; chromatin binding; double-stranded methylated DNA binding. The record is from RefSeq and is a predicted model, not a curated record. Gene Ontology annotation, biological process: negative regulation of transcription by RNA polymerase II. Gene Ontology annotation, cellular component: heterochromatin; nucleus. Lineage: Eukaryota; Metazoa; Chordata; Mammalia; Scandentia; Tupaiidae.
AGCAUGAAUCUUUCCUUUAUUUUAGCACUGUGUGUUAUGUGCUAGUAAUUUGCAGGGUUUUUUGUUUGUUUGUUUGUUUCUGGCUAGGUAUGCUGGGAAAUAGCAUAGUACUUUGUCUAUGUGUUUAUCUUCAAAGUGUCCCAAAUAGCCCUGGGAAAAAGGUUGUGCAGCUCAAUGGGGGCUUUCAACUUACGAUUUUCUUUGUUUUAGGCUCCAUAAAAAUACAGAAUCACCAGUUCCUGCUUUGAUGUGACAUGUGACUCCCCAGAAUACACCUUGCUUCUGUAGACCAGCUCCAACAGGAUUCCAUGGUAGCUGGGAUGUUAGGGCUCAGACUGUCUGGAAGAGUCCAGAUCUGUUGUACGGAAUGCCCUGCUCUUUGGACUCUUUACCCUGUUGCUGCAUGGGAAGAGAAGUCAGAAGACCAGGACCUCCAAGGCCUCAAGGACAAACCUCUGAAGUUUAAAAAGGUGAAGAAAGAUAAGAAAGAAGACAAAGAGGGCAAGCAUGAGCCUCUGCAGCCAUCUGCUCACCAUUCUGCUGAGCCAGCAGAGGCAGGCAAAGCAGAGAUGUCAGAAGGAUCGGGCUCCGCCCCGGCAGUGCCAGAAGCUUCUGCCUCCCCCAAACAGCGGCGCUCCAUCAUUCGUGAUCGGGGACCCAUGUAUGACGAUCCUACCCUGCCUGAAGGCUGGACACGAAAACUUAAGCAGAGGAAAUCUGGCCGCUCUGCUGGGAAGUAUGAUGUGUAUUUGAUCAAUCCCCAGGGAAAAGCCUUCCGCUCUAAAGUGGAGUUGAUAGCAUACUUCGAAAAGGUAGGCGACACCUCCCUGGACCCUAAUGAUUUUGACUUCACGGUAACUGGGAGAGGGAGCCCCUCCCGGCGAGAGCAAAAACCACCUAAGAAGCCCAAAUCUCCCAAAGCUCCAGGAACUGGCAGAGGUCGGGGACGCCCCAAAGGGAGCGGCACCACGAGACCCAAAGCAGCAGCAGCAGAGGGCGUGCAGGUGAAAAGGGUCUUGGAGAAAAGCCCUGGGAAGCUCCUUGUCAAGAUGCCUUUUCAAGCUUCUCCAGGGGGCAAAGCUGAGGGGGGCGGGGCCACCACUUCUGCCCAGGUCAUGGUGAUCAAACGACCAGGCAGGAAGCGAAAAGCCGAGGCCGACCCUCAGGCCAUUCCUAAGAAACGGGGCCGGAAACCAGGGAGCGUGGUAGCGGCUGCAGCUGCUGAGGUGCCGCGGCCACAGAAAAGUACAAACACCGAGGGGAGGGAGAGCGCAAAGACAUUGUUUCAUCCUCCAUGCCAAGGCCAAACAGAGAGGAGCCUGUGGACAGCCGGACGCCCGUGACCGAGAGAGUUAGCUGACUUUACACAGAGUGGAUUGCAAAGCAAACCAACAAGAAUAAAGGCAGCUGUUGUCUCUUCUCCUUAUGGGUAGGGCUCUGACAAAGCUUCCCGAUUAACUGAAAUAAAAAAUAUUUUUUUUUCUUUCAGUAAA